GUGCAUGUUGACUUCCGCAUAAAGGGUUAUAAUGUAAGAGAGAUUAGUCUUGAGCACUGUUUGCAGAGAGAGUGAAACCUUUUCAUCAUGACUGAAUUUCACAGCUGGUUCUUUGCAUCCUGGAUUCUCUGUUAUCUCACAAUUUCUAAAUGCAGUGACGUCAUUGUACAGAGUUUCGAGGGUGAGAGGGUCAUUUUGCCAUGCAAAUAUGACAGCAAAUAUCAUGGAAAAUGUCACAUAUGCUGGGUGAAAGGAGACAUUCCCAAUAUGGGUUGUGGUAAAGAAAUUAUUGGAAGUGAUGGAGAUAAAGUGGUGGUGAAAAAAUCAUUCAAAUACCAGCUGGAGGGAGAAAUACAGCAUGGAGACGUGUCUCUGACAAUCCUAAACAUUAAAAAAACAGACUCUGGCAAAUAUGGAUGCCGAAUACAUGUGCCUGGACUUUUUAAUGAUGAGAUGUACUACGUCCACUUGAUUGUUAAUGACGCCAUUAUUCCAACAACUUGGGAAACUACAUCCAUGUCGAGCAGCACAUCUGAGCCUGAAACCACAGGAGUUUUCAGCACUGCCAUGACAGAGGGUACUUUGACUACAUUAAUAAAGACUCUAUCUGCCAUCAUUCCGUCAUCACAGACAACACAAAAGAACACAACACAAGAGACUCCAAAAAACGUCAGUUCAACAAAUGCUCAUGAGAGCAGCACUAUUGGAUUGUGGCUCUCCAACACAACAUACGAAACCUCAUAUAAUCAUCUUGAACCGUCCUCUGUGGAAAACAAAGAUAGCGUGAUAAAUGCAUCAGCAGUGAUUGUGCCUGUCCUCCUGUUACUGCUGGCUUUGCUUGUCAUUGCUGUCAUUCUAAUAUGUGAGUCCAAAAAACAAACACCACAUGCUACCCUUAAACUUCACCUGAACUCAGAUAACUCUGUCAUCUACAGUAACUCUGGCAGCAGUGUGGGCCUGUACAACAGAGAAAUGGCUGUGGAAAAUAUCUAUCAAAUACAACCUGAAAAUGAAUAUGAACAGUGGCAUUAAUUCACAUUUAUAAUUUACCUUUAAGUUGAUCAGUGUAGACUUCUUGUCUAAUGUUGUAUUUACACUGUGUUUGUUAUAAUGUGACAGUUAUUGCUGAUCAGAUAUAUUAUUGCUCUGGACUAACCUUACUCUGACCUCUAGCGACUAACAUACUGCAACACUUAAUCAUUAUUAAAACUAAUCUAAGUUAACUAA
This is a messenger RNA of Cyprinus carpio (common carp), 1227 nucleotides long. RefSeq names its product hepatitis A virus cellular receptor 1 (gene havcr1). Bases 88 to 1032 code for a protein of 314 amino acids. The transcript has 9 exons. Lineage: Eukaryota; Metazoa; Chordata; Actinopteri; Cypriniformes; Cyprinidae. The record is from RefSeq and is a predicted model, not a curated record.